Molecule: messenger RNA, 1541 nt
Organism: Hipposideros armiger (great roundleaf bat)
Lineage: Eukaryota; Metazoa; Chordata; Mammalia; Chiroptera; Hipposideridae
Gene: CLXN
Product: calaxin
Exons: 6
Coding region: 121-759 (212 amino acids)
Molecular function (GO): calcium ion binding
Source: RefSeq, a predicted model, not a curated record
GCCGCGCACGCACCCAGCUGUGGGGACCCGGUUGGUUGCCCCAGGCCCAGGACUCGGGAAGGUCCGGGCCGUCGCGCGCCUCUAGACACCCGCCGCAGCCCAAUUCACUGAGCGCCCGGCAUGAAUCGCAAGAAGCUGCAGAAGUUGACGGACACAUUAGCUAAAAACUGCAAGCAUUUUAAUACAUUGGAAGUGAAAUGUCUUAUACAUCUUUUUUAUAACUUGGUGGGAGAUGUAACAGAGCGGCAAAGUGUGGUCAUUGGACUGGAUCGUAAUGCAUUUCGAAACAUAUUGCAUGUGACAUUUGGAAUGACAGAUGACAUGAUUAUGGACAGAGUAUUCCGAGGUUUUGAUAAAGAUAAUGACGGCUGUGUAAAUGUAUCAGAAUGGAUUUAUGGGUUAUCCCUGUUCCUUCGAGGAACUUUGGAAGAAAAAAUGAAAUAUUGCUUUGAAGUUUUUGAUUUGAAUGGUGAUGGAUUCAUUUCAAAGGAGGAAAUGUUCCACAUGUUGAAGAACAGCCUUCUCAAACAGCCAUCUGAAGAAGACCCUGAUGCAGGAAUUAAAGCUUUGGUUGAGAUAACACUUAAGAAAAUGGAUCAUGAUCAUGAUGGGAAGCUCUCCUUCUCAGACUAUGAACGAUCUGUAAGAGAAGAGACUCUUUUACUGGAAGCUUUUGGACCAUGCCUACCUGAUCCAAAGAGCCAGAUGGAAUUUGAAUCCCACAUAUUCAAAGAUCCAAAUGAAUUCAAUGAUAUUUGAAUACCUAAAUGUCUGUGUUAUCUCAAGUGAGUAAAAAAAGGAGGCAUAUAUAUGUAUUGUGCAUUUUUUCUACUUACCUCAGAAAGAUGAUGUUGAAUUAUGUGUUUGGCAUGAGGGAUGAUGUUCACUUACAUGUAUCAUUCAACUUUGGUAUAAGCACCAAGUAAAUUGGAUGGAAGACAAGAAGUUCCUUAUUAGAUGUUGUUGGGUUUGGCAAGACAAGUUAAUAUUGCUAGAGAUAUUUUAUAUUUAGACAGUCUGUUGAAGCACAUAACUGUCAUAAAACAUUUACAAUAAUGAAAUUAAUAGAGAUGUUAUAUAAUCAUGAAUUGUUAAGGCAAAUACUCUUCAUGUCAGAAAAAUGUUGGGCAUAAAUUUAAAAAUCAUUGAAACUACUGAAUUUCCUUUGGAGCAGUAAAUAAUUAAGAUGACAUAAAACAACACUGGCAUUUAGCAUUUAAACAUCUUUCUGCCAGGCACUGAUGGAGAUUUAGAGAGAUGAAAGAAACUUAUAACCUAUUUUAAUAUGAUCUGUAUAUUGUUUUAGGCUUUGCCAUAACAACCUGACUAAAUUUUAAGUGUCUGAGGUCUGGGGUCUCAUCACACAUAUUUAUAUAUCUGACAAAGCAGUAUAUAUCUGCACAGAAUGGACACUCAAUAAAUUCAAUAGAUUGAAAAGUACCAAGUACCACAAGAUAAUUCCAAACUCAUAGCAAGUGGAGGAAGAGAAAAAUGUUGUUGUUUCUUUUUUCUUAAUUAAAAUAUAUUGGUAGGGCUGGCUG